CCCUCGGCUUCCUCAACAUGGCGGCGCCCUUGAGUGUGGAGGUGGAGUUCGGGUGAGUGCGAGCGGGUGUCCUGGGGAUGGAGCGAAGUCGUCGGGCUCGCAGCUCCCGGCCUGGCCCGAUCCGGCCGCCGGCGACCAGCGCGAGGCGCGUCACCCGCAGGGACUCGGAGGCCUUGGCCGGCUGCGCGGCCCGGACAGGCGGCGCUGAGCUUCUAUUUGAUGGAAUCAAAAAACAUCAAGUCACCUUGCCUGAACAGGAAGGGCCCUGGGACAUCCGGAACCUCCUUGUCUGGAUCAAGAAGAAUUUGCUAAAAGAGCGGCCAGAGCUGUUCAUCCAGGGGGACAGUGUGCGGCCGGGAAUUCUGGUGCUGAUUAAUGAUGCCGAUUGGGAACUGCUGGGUGAGCUGGACUACCAGCUUCAGGACCAGGACAGCGUCCUCUUCAUCUCCACACUGCACGGAGGCUGAGGGCUCCUCUCUGAGCCUUAGCACCCUUGUGAGGGGAGAACAGCACAACCACACAUCCCCUUGGGCCCUGCCUCCAGGUGUCCUGUCCCCCUUGGCUGCCUCCUUCCCUGCUGAAUCCCCUAAGCUCCCUCUAGGCAGGGAAAAGAGGCCAGGUGCUAAAAAUGAGCCUUUCUGGGUAGGGCACGUGAGCAGGGAGAGAAGGCAGAUGCCUGAGCCCAGCAUCCUCCCAGCAGCUGAGGUGGGGGAGGGUGUGCCUGUGGUGUGUCAGGGGUGGAGGGGGGGGCUCUAUGUGCCUGUGGCGUCAGGGGUAGGGGGGCCUCUAUGUGCCUGUGGUGGAGGGGGGGCCCAGGUGACCCAGCUGCUUUCCAUUCCCUGUGUCUUAAUCUAAGCACUGAGUGACCGCCUGCAAGGCACUCCAGCUCCUGAGCCAUCGUCAUGGAGAAGACGAAUGGACUGGAAUGACUGAUGAGAAGCCUCUCCCUAUCCAGAGAUUAGAGGGGUCUCCGCCUCAGUUUCCCCAUCUGGUCAGCAGAGGGCUCUGCCUGUCCCCCACUGAUGUCAUUAUGGAACCCCAGCUGGGGUCCCCUAUUCAACGCUCACCUCCCUCCCUCCACCCAGCAGCUGCUCUCCCAGCCACACCCCUCCUGCUCCCCCUAUCCCCAGCCCUUGACCCUGGCUGGCCUCCCCCCCGCCCCAAGCCACCAGAUGGGCUCCUGAGAGUCCCUAGGCUGCCUACAACUCAUUCUGCUGGGGGUAGAGAAGGGAAGUUGCUUAACCUUGGACCAGCCAAUAGAAGUCAGGGAAGGGAGGUUGUCAGUUAUACCUGUUUCCUAGUCUGCAGCUGACUAGCUGUAGUACCUGACAGUUGGGGAGAUACUUGCUAGCUUGAAUGCAACCCCUCAAUUCCUGAGAGAAGCAGGUUUGGGACAGACAGCACCUGGUGGGCAGAGGACUGGGCCCCUCCUACCUCUAUCCCUUCUGGAAGUCUGGGGGCCUGUGCCUUCAGCAGCUGGCCUUGGGCAAAUAAAAGACUAGGUCGUAUACUA
Messenger RNA from Nannospalax galili (Upper Galilee mountains blind mole rat), 1513 nucleotides. RefSeq names its product ubiquitin related modifier 1 (gene Urm1). NCBI's taxonomy places the organism in Eukaryota, Metazoa, Chordata, Mammalia, Rodentia, Spalacidae. The transcript has 5 exons. The coding region runs from base 78 to 467 and encodes 129 amino acids. Gene Ontology annotation, biological process: protein urmylation; tRNA thio-modification. Gene Ontology annotation, cellular component: nucleus; cytoplasm. Gene Ontology annotation, molecular function: protein tag activity. The record is from RefSeq and is a predicted model, not a curated record.